GCGAGUGUUGCGACGCCGCCCUUUUUCUGUCAACUACUUCGUUUUUUAAAACUUUAGACACAUCUAACUUAUUGCCUUUUCUUUUCUCGUACCGCGGUAAUGAAAAAGACAAUUGGCCUCCCUCUGGAGAUUUGGAUCAGAAUCUGCUCCUUUCUCUGUGCCCAAAGCCGCUGGCCCUCACACGAAGCUUAGAUAUCCAGUGAACUUCGAAGCCUCUUGCGUGCGAGUCAAAAGCUGCGUAUCGCCGCAGAACCCUUUGUUUACUAUAAAAUAAGAUGGCUAAAGGGGGAUACUGUGCUGGCCAAGCAUCUUCUUGAUAACCCACAUCUAGCGCGCCAUGUCCGCGCGUCCACUCGAUGGCCGUUUUGUGUUACUGAUGGUAUUCAAAAGACGACGAGUCAACCCGAGCAUAAAGACGCCAUAGCACCACAGUGUGUUAUGAAAUCAGCAACGGGUCGUUUUCUAUCAUCAAUGGUGAACCUUGAAUACCUUACUUUUAUAGGUGGCAGCGAUGAUACCUUUCUUUCCGAAGUUGGUCCCGCCACCAAGUGAGCGCUUCGUCUUGAUAAGCUGCGGACGCUAGAAAUUGGCACUGAUUCAGACAUUGAGCCACUUGAUCUUACAGGUCCAGCGCUGUAUGAGAUUCUGGUGGUAGCGCCGCAUUUAGAAGAGUUGCGUAUUGACGCCUUUACAAUUCCGUCUACAGCCUCUGCCAACCACAUGGACCACUUGCGACCUACUCUUAGUAGCUUGCGCCGAUUGACGAUUGCCGACGACAGUUUUCACCUUGAACAAUUCGAAUACUUGCGAAGCUGGCUAAGCCUAUGCUCAAAACUCCAAACGUUCCUAUGGAUUGGGAUCGGAGAAGGACAUGGUAUAAAACAGACAGACGAGAUUAUGCACACUUUGGAGCCCCUAGGGGAGACACUUCUAAAGCUAGACCUCAACAUUCACACUCCCGUGUUGGAUUAUUGCGAAGCUGGCAAUUUUGACCCAUUCAAACGCCUGGAGGCAUUGAUUAUUCCGAGCACUAUGCUUUGUGACUGUCCGAAAGAACCCACUUGGGAGCAUAGUGUAGACUGUUCUACGAGCCUCGCCAGACUUCUUCCAGUAACAGUGAAGCGGCUCACUGUCAUUACGCAAGGCCCCAGUUGCCAGGGAUCGGGUCAUGCUAUUCAUCUUGGCUAUGAAUAUAAGUUGAGGACGGAUUUGCAACUGAAAAGACUUCGAAUGGCAGCUGAUACUUGGUGGAACGAGUACGACGAAGACGACGGGUCAGAGGUGGAGCGUAGAUGCUCGACCGAUGAUAUGGCUAUGGCUGGAUUACAAGUGAAGGACGCAUUUGCUUUGAAUAGAGUCAAGGAGCAAAUGACAUGCUACUACUCUCCCAUUCGAUACGAGGGGUGGAGAUGGUGUUUGACCGAUUCCGACGAUGAAGUUGAGGCGCAUGCAUAUACCAACUCGACAGUCGACGAGGAUUCUGAGCGGAGCGAUGAAAGUGAUGCGGAAGUCUGAGGAAUAGAUUUUCUCAUGGUCAACUUCUAUAUGUAUGGGAGGAGUAUAGAGAGGUACCGCUUCUUUUCUUUUCCUUCUCGGCUGCUCGCAUGUCUAGCCUCAGCCUUGCUGGCUCGGCGGGCCGGCGUUCCCGGAGGUCCGUUCCGCGCCACCCGCGAGGCUCCGAGUUGGAUGGAUUAGAGCCGUGGGGGAAGUCUGAGGACAAUCAGGCUGGGAGAAUAUGCCCACCAAUCUGUGCGAGCUGAGAUUAUAGAAAGGGUGAAGUCGACGUCAGACAGACAGUGAGACGACCAAGUUGUCGGCGUCUAGUUGUCAGAUGUCUAAUGAUGGAUGGACGUAGAGAUUGUUCAUUGCAUAUUGAGAAUUUCAUAUCAUUAACCUACAUUAGUCGGGUACACUUCCCGCCAACUGUCAACAAACUUGAAGGCAUUUUUAGAUAAACCUAAUUGCAUUUCGUAGU
Messenger RNA from [Torrubiella] hemipterigena, 1975 nucleotides. NCBI's taxonomy places the organism in Eukaryota, Fungi, Ascomycota, Sordariomycetes, Hypocreales, Clavicipitaceae. The record is from the annotation of a GenBank genome assembly.